AUGUCAGAAGAAUGUUUGUUCUUACCUUCUACUUCUGAAUCUUCUUCUUCACUUCUGUCUGAAAUAUCAAAUGCCUCCACAAGAGCUUUUGUUCUUGCCUUCACUGUCGGUUCUUUCGGCGCCUUUGCCUUUGGUUGCAUCAUCGGAUAUUCGGCUCCUACACAGUCCAGUAUCAUGAAAGACUUGAAUCUCUCCAUAGCUGAUUAUUCACUUUUUGGAUCCAUAUUGACUGUGGGACUAAUCCUUGGAGCAUUAAUCUGUGGAAAACUAACAGAUUUAGUUGGCCGUGUCUACACAAUAUGGAUCACAAACAUUCUCUUCAUAAUUGGCUGGUGUGCUAUCGCAUUUGCCAAGGGUGUUUGGCUGCUCGAUCUUGGAAGGUUAUUGCAAGGGAUCUCGGUCGGAAUCAGCUCAUAUUUGGGACCGGUUUACAUCACCGAAAUAGCACCAAGAAACUUGCGAGGGGCUGCUUCUUCCAUGGCGCAGUUAUUCGCGGGCGUUGGUAUAUCAGUCUUCUAUGCAUUUGGGGCAGUAGUUUCCUGGCGCAAUUUAGCCAUUGUAGGAUCUAUACCUUCUCUAAUGGUUCUGCCUCUUCUUUUCUUCAUCCCCGAAUCUCCUAGAUGGCUAGCUAAAGUUGGGAGGGAAAAGGAGGUUGAGGCGGUUUUGUUAAGCUUGCGAGGAGCAAAAGCUGAUGUAUCUGAUGAAGCAACAGAGAUAUUAGAGUAUACAGAACACGUUAAACAACAACAAGAUAUCGAUGGACGGGACUUCUUCAAGUUGCUUCAGCGAAAAUACGCCUUUUCACUUACUAUUGGAGUUGUUCUUAUAGCUCUACCUCAGCUUGGAGGUCUUAAUGGUUAUUCUUUUUACACUGACACCAUUUUCACCUCUACCGGUGUAUCCAGUGACUUUGGAUUCAUAUCGACGUCUGUUGUCCAGAUGUUAGGAGGCAUUUUAGGUACCGUACUUAUUGAUGUAUCCGGGAGACGUAUGCUACUACUGGUUUCUCAAGCUGGAAUGUUCUUGGGUUGUCUCGCAACAGCCAUUUCGUAUUUCUUGCAGGAGAACCGUUGUUGGGAAACAGGAACACCUAUCUUGGCUCUCAUUAGUGUUAUGGUGUAUUUUGGAUCAUACGGAUUAGGAAUGGGAGCAAUACCAUGGAUCAUAGCAUCAGAGAUUUAUCCAGUAGACGUGAAGGGAGCAGCGGGAACAAUGUGUAACUUGGUCAGCUCUAUAAGCUCAUUGCUCGUUGCUUAUUCCUUCAAUUUAUUGCUUCAAUGGAGUUCAACAGGAACAUUUUUGAUAUUUUCCGCAGUGAGCGGCCUUGGAUUUGUGUUCAUAGCCAAGCUUGUUCCUGAGACCAAAGGCAAAUCUUUAGAAGAAAUUCAAUCUCUUUUGACUAAUUUUCGUACUCAGGAUUCUACAAUUUUCUAAAAUUCCGCCUGAAAAUAAAAUCAAAUUUCUAGCUUUUAAUCCUUAACCUGAAUACCUGA
This is a messenger RNA of Eutrema salsugineum, 1493 nucleotides long. Its product is annotated as sugar transporter ERD6-like 15. The transcript has 18 exons. NCBI's taxonomy places the organism in Eukaryota, Viridiplantae, Streptophyta, Magnoliopsida, Brassicales, Brassicaceae. The record is from RefSeq and is a predicted model, not a curated record. Gene Ontology annotation, molecular function: sugar transmembrane transporter activity. Bases 1 to 1434 code for a protein of 477 amino acids. Gene Ontology annotation, biological process: carbohydrate transport; transmembrane transport. Gene Ontology annotation, cellular component: membrane.